Molecule: messenger RNA, 786 nt
Organism: Zasmidium cellare ATCC 36951
Lineage: Eukaryota; Fungi; Ascomycota; Dothideomycetes; Mycosphaerellales; Mycosphaerellaceae
Exons: 3
Coding region: 1-786 (261 amino acids)
Cellular component (GO): nucleus; cytoplasm
Molecular function (GO): protein binding
Source: RefSeq, a predicted model, not a curated record
AUGGCAAGCGAAGAAGCUUUACUGGAAGCUGAAAUGGCUCGAGCAUGCAGAUCGGGCGACCUCGAAAUCAUCGACAGCGUUCUCGACAGGUCACAAAAAGGAAGAGAGAAUCUGUACCUGAUGACGGGCUUCUAUCACGCAAUCAUUGGAAAGCAAAUCGAGAUCAUCAAAUAUCUUUCCGAACGAGGCGCUUUCGUAGACAAGGGCGGAAACGGACGACAAGGCUUCCUGGCCAUCAACACGACCUCCCUCAAGCUUCUGAACACACUGUACGACCUGGGUUGGCGGCCGAACACCGUCUCGCUGAUCUACGCAGUCCACCACACCGACGACGACGACGUUCUACGCUGGUUACUCGACCGCGGAGCACAGCCCAACUCCUGGGGCGGCGGACUGGCCAUGCAAGGCGCUGUGUUGGCAAACCGAUUCGAAGCUGUGGAUAUGUUACUUGCGCAUGGGGCCACCUUCGGCAAAGCUCUUCACAUGGCCGCUCAGCGCCCUGAAUGCUUCGAGAUGGUGAAGUUUCUGGUCAGCAGAGGCGCCGACGUCAACAGCGAUGGCUCUCUGGGCACGCCGCUCACCUUCGCUUGUUCGACCGCGAAUUUGGAGGCGGCGAGCUGGCUUUUGGAGCACGGCGCCGUCACGUCUUCGGUCACGUCUUCGAACAAGUUUGGGAGGGAACUGCACUUGGCUGAAGCAAGGCUGCGUUCCGCUAAAGAGCUCGACGCUGGUGAAGGAUCCGAUGAGGUGCCUACACGAGACGAGCAAGCGGUUUCUGGUUUCUAG